Molecule: messenger RNA, 1994 nt
Organism: Monascus purpureus
Lineage: Eukaryota; Fungi; Ascomycota; Eurotiomycetes; Eurotiales; Aspergillaceae
Source: the annotation of a GenBank genome assembly
AUUCGAUGCGAAUUAUUUCUAGAUUACGAAUCAGAAUUUACGAUCAGCCAGUUAUUCGAUCGAUUUUGGAAAGCGUUUGCUAUUGUUGGGCAGGCGACUGCAUACCGAGACCGCGCUGUUUAUACAGUGCGCAAUCCGCAGCCAUGACAAACGUCGACGAGCUCUUCAAGAAACCUCUCUCCAUGGCAAGUGGAAAGCGCAAGCUAGAGCCCACCCGAGACCCAAAUGAGCUUUACAAGGCAGCAAAACUAGAGUUAAAUGGCGAUGUUAAGUCCAAAGGAAAGGCUCCUAUGGUACAAGAUGAAGAGGAAGACGACAGUGAAGCCGGUCCCGAACUGCCCCCGGAUUUUAACCCCGAGAAAGAAGACAUACCAGACGAUGAAGAAGGGCGCUUUUUCGGUGGGGGAAUGGAGCGUCAGACUGUGCAGGCAAUGGAGUACAUUGAUGAACACGAUGAAGGGCAGACAGCACCCGAGAAGUUUGAUACUGCCUGGGUGCGACGGUUUGCACUCAGUUUCGAGAGGAAAAUAACCAAAAACGCUGAACUGCGAGCCAAGUUUGAGAAUGAUCCGCAGAAAUUCAUGAGUUCCGAAGCCGAUUUAGACACGGAGAUAAAAAAUGUCUCGAUACUAUCAGAACACCCGGACUUGUAUGGUGAAUUUGCGAAACUAGGCUGCGCUGGUUCUUUGGUUUCACUGUUAGCGCAUGAGAACGCAGAUAUCGCCAUUGAUGCAAUCCAGACUAUCAGCGAAUUGACGGACGAAGAUGUCUCCGCUGAGCAGGAACAAUGGGAUAGCCUAGUAAAUGCAAUGCUCGACGCAGAUCUCAUUGAACUCCUAGUACAAAAUCUCGCCCGACUAGAUGAAGAAUCCGAAGCUGAUAGGACUGGGAUAUACUAUAUUUUAAACGUUGUGGAGAAUCUGGCAUCUCAAACAUCGAUCGCGGAAAAGAUCGGACAAGACUCUACAGUCCUGGAAUGGCUCCUAUCUCGCGCACAGCGAAAGGAAGCACCUAUCACUCAAAACAAACAAUACGCGGCGGAAAUACUGGCUAUUCUCUUGCAAUCUUCUCCCAAAAAUAGAGGAAAGUUCAUUGGUCUCGAUGGCAUUGAUUCUCUUCUUCAACUCCUUAGCCAAUACCGCAAGCUUGACCCUGAAAAGGAUUCAGAUGAGGAAGAAUACGCAGAGAAUCUGUUCGAUGCUCUGAUAUGUCUCGUUGAUGAGGACGCUGGAAAAGACAAGUUCAUGGAAGGUGAGGGCAUUGAACUUGCGCAGAUAAUGCUCAAGGAAGGGAAGUUUAGUAAACCGCGUGCUUUGCGGGUUCUCGACCAUGCCCUAGGCGGGCCAGGAGGUGCUCCCGCAUGUGAACGAUUAGUCGAAGCCGCAGGCCUGCGAACUGUAUUUGGAAUGUUUAUGAAAAAGCAAGAGUUGCAAAAUAUCGAGCAUCUGCUUGGCAUUUUUGCGUCUCUCUUACGCCUACUUCCCGGAGGCUCUGCAGCGCGCAUUCGAACACUUGCAAAGUUCAUGGAGAAAGACUAUGAAAAGAUCGAGAAACUGAUAAAGCUCCGACGCGAAUAUGCUUCUAGGGUAUCGCCUGUGGAGCAAGUCAUUGAUAAGGAGCGAAAACGUCUCACCCAGGAAGAGCAAGAAAUUAUGGUGGGCGAAUGGCUAUCAAGACGUUUUGAUGCGGGUCUUUUCUCCCUUCAGCUGAUCGAUGUUAUAUUGGCAUGGCUCGUAGCUGAAGAUGACGGCGCGAAGAAAAAGAUCCAAUCGCUAUUUGCAGAUCGCGAUGAAGAUUUGUCCCUUGUACGCAAGACACUGCAAGAGCAAAUGGAGGGCUUGACGGAGGAGGAGCCUGGGCAAAAAGACUUGAAGGAUAUGCUUGAGACGCUUUUACAGUUCCUUUGAACAGGAAACUGUGGGUUAGAUGGCAAGCUCCAUUUAUGUAAAAUAAAUAUACACUAUCACGAUUUCAUUUUAAAUGUUUGUAAGGGA